AUGUCUGGCGGCAAGCGUCAAUCAAGACUGAGCACAAAUCACUUCUCAGUUGUUCGAUCUUACCAUGUGGAGAUUCAAGAUGACGACGAAGACAUUGUGAUGCAAGACGGCGGCGAUGUGGAAAUCACACGAGUCCAGCGAAUCGCAAGGAUACAAAAGACAGCGUUUCGCUCAACGGCCAGACCACCUGGAGUCCCCGCACCUAUCAGGCAAAGACAAGCUUCAGCUGCUUCACGACAACCACCACCCUGCCAACUAGACCUGAGCCCAGGUAGUGACGUUGAACUUGAAGACGGAAGUUUCCUACGCAUUGAAAGCACCGGGACGGAUUUCUUCGACGAGCCCUAUAUCCAAGGAAAACGACUGUUUCCCCAUACCGCCAGCGAACUCUUGAUGCCCGAACUAGGCAACGAAUUAACUUGGAUAAUGCGCUUCGAGAACAACUUGAAUACUGAAGAGUAUCAAAAACGAGUCGGGUUCAGUCCAUCUAAAGCGGUGAGAAACUGCAAGAUUCUCUUUACAAACCAGCGAUAUCAAGAUAUUAAUGCUAGCCAUGGUCUCCAGGGCGGACAAUUCGGAGAUCUUCCUGUCUACUUCUGCCGCUGGAAAUGUACCUUGCCACCCGAAGAUCUCAGGCGCAGGCCGAAUGAAGGAUUUCGCCAUAAAAUGGGGAAAAUUGAACACCUACGAUCCAAAGAGGCAGACAGUCUGACCGUCAUUUCCCGAGAGCUGAGAAGGCAAGUUCGAUUGCGCAUUCCAGAUCUUGAAGUGCGGAAGAGAUGGCGAGGCGCCGAAUUUGCCCAGGAAUGGUUGGGCAGCCACAAAAUCUACGGCGUCAAUGAGGAAACGGGUGCUCUCGAAGUCGUACUUCGGCAAUAUACCUUUGGAGACUCCUUCUGCGGCGCCGGCGGCACGUCCUGUGGUGCACUACAGGCCGGACUGAGAUUGAAAUGGGGCUUCGACCAAGAUGAAAUCGCCAUCAGGACUUACAAGUUUAAUUUCGCUGACAAGACUGGCGUGGAUGCACGCAGAGAACAUGUCUCUGACUUCCUUGCGGCUGCGGCCGAGGCCCGGAUUAAGAAAAACUUGAAGUUUUUCGUUGAUAUUAUACACCUCAGCCCACCGUGCCAGCCUUUUUCGCCUGCCAACACGACGCCCAACGAAGACUUGAACGAGAAGAACCGCGCUGCGUUGACGAGCAUCGACGAUAUUUUGAGGUUCUGUAAGCCGCGAAUUGCUACGCUUGAGGAAGCUGCUGGGAUGGAGCACCCGAAACAUCAGGGGUGGUUGCGCAAACUGGUUACGAUGUUUGUCGACCAUGGCUACAGCGUUCGGUGGAAAGUUGUCACGUUGAAGACUUUUGGGGUCCCACAGACGAGAGACCGGUUGAUUGUGAUUGCUUCAGGACCCGGAGAGAAAUUGCCCCCCUUUCUGGCACCCACCCAUGGAACCGAGCCAGGUCUCCAGCCACUACCGUCCAUCGCAGCCGCCAUUUUUGGUCUCGACCGGCGUGCUGCCGACCAUGAGCUGCCUCGUUUUUUCGAUCACCCCAGGCCUGCCAUCGAUGCGAACGGCUUAGCUGGCACCAUCACGACCGGCGGUGGUGGUGACAAUGUGUAUCAUCCAAGUGGACUGAGGACUUACACUGUUCGUGAACAUGCCUGUCUACAGACUUUCCCACAUGACUUUCUUUUCGAUGGAAACCCCACACAGCAACGACGGCAGAUUGGAAAUGCUGUGCCUCCGCUGUUUGCGGCGGCGCUGUUUGGCCAAUUGCGCAGUUGGUUGGAGAAUGCCGAUUUGGAUGAGAUGCGUAGAGCUGGGUUGAGACCUUGA
Messenger RNA from Exophiala dermatitidis NIH/UT8656, 1836 nucleotides. Its product is annotated as DNA (cytosine-5-)-methyltransferase. Gene Ontology annotation, molecular function: methyltransferase activity. The transcript has 2 exons. The coding region runs from base 1 to 1836 and encodes 611 amino acids. The record is from RefSeq and is a predicted model, not a curated record. Gene Ontology annotation, cellular component: nucleus. NCBI's taxonomy places the organism in Eukaryota, Fungi, Ascomycota, Eurotiomycetes, Chaetothyriales, Herpotrichiellaceae.